This is a messenger RNA of Melitaea cinxia (Glanville fritillary), 339 nucleotides long. RefSeq names its product transmembrane protein 230. The transcript has a single exon. The coding region runs from base 1 to 339 and encodes 112 amino acids. NCBI's taxonomy places the organism in Eukaryota, Metazoa, Arthropoda, Insecta, Lepidoptera, Nymphalidae. Gene Ontology annotation, cellular component: endomembrane system. The record is from RefSeq and is a predicted model, not a curated record.
AUGUCUCGGUUUAGACGGCGACAGUAUGACGGUUAUAUAUCUGUGCCUAACGACGAUAGUGGAUUUUCGGAUGCCCAGUUCGAAGCACCGCCUCAGAAGAUACCUUGGAAAGCUUUAAGUUUAGCGGCAUUUUUAUUUAUCGUUGGAACUUCGUUAUUAUUAGUAGGAAGUCUUAUUGUAACUGGUCAUAUAGACACCAAAUAUUCCGACAGAUUAUGGCCAAUGAUUGUAUUGGGUUGUAUAAUGUUCCUGCCUGGAGCGUACCAUAUGAGAAUAGCAUAUUAUGCAUACAAAGAAUAUCCAGGAUAUAGCUUUGAAGACAUACCAGAGUUUGAAUAA